Molecule: messenger RNA, 924 nt
Organism: Candida tropicalis MYA-3404
Lineage: Eukaryota; Fungi; Ascomycota; Pichiomycetes; Serinales; Debaryomycetaceae
Product: phosphoglycerate mutase family protein
Exons: 1
Coding region: 1-924 (307 amino acids)
Cellular component (GO): cytoplasm
Molecular function (GO): phosphatase activity
Source: RefSeq, a predicted model, not a curated record
AUGGAUUUGCUACAAUAUUUGCUAUUAUUGUCUAUUAAUCAUGUUAUAUGCCUGGCUCAGUUGAUUCUUGAUCUACACAAUUACCUUCCUGUUUUCAAUACAAGUCUGAAGUUUUUUGCACAAAGUAACCCCACGAUACCCCCUUCAGACGUUAACUAUACCCACAAUUUUGGUCUAUUGAAGGAGUAUACCUGGAAUCAAGUUGUUGAAUCGUUAGCACCAGACGAAAAGCUAUUUUUCUUGCAGAGACAUGGACAAGGGUAUCAUAAUGUUGCACCCCGGAAUUUCACUCAUGAUGACUGGAGAUGCUAUUGGUCCUUACAACCUGGAAACAAUGAUGUGAUUUGGCAAGAUGCUGAACUAACACCUCAUGGUAUAAGACAAAUCAAGGAACUAAGCCGUCAUAUAAAUCAAACUAUUGGAUUCCCCCAACCACAAAGAUUCUAUGUCAGUCCAUUAAGAAGAACUUUACAAACAUGGUUGUACACGUGGGAACACUUGCCGCAUCAUCAACCUACCAUUAAGGAAUUGGCACGUGAAAUAUAUGGUAUUGAUUCAGAGAGUCAACGUCAUAAUAUGAGUUAUAUCUCUGAGAACUAUCCGUAUUUCAAGUUUGAAUCUGGCUUUAGCGAGCAAGAUGUGACAUGGAAGUCAGAUACUCGAGAAAAAUCACAGCAUGUGGAUUAUCGAGCCGCUAAGUUGUUAACUGAAAUUUUCAACGAAUCUAGUGAUGACAAAAAAGUUAUCAGUAUUGUUCUUCAUUCGGGAAUCAUUUAUUCAAUUUUGAAUGUUGUUGGCCAUAGAAGGUUUCCGAUGUAUACUGGUCAGGCAAUUCCUGUUAUAAUACGAAAACUCAAUACUCACACAUUCUACCCUUUAGAUGAUGCUUGGCUGGACUUUGAAUCAUGGUGUCCCAAAGAGUGA